CGGCUGGAGCAGUCGCCUGCCCCGGCCGUUCCCUCCAGCACUGUCCUUAUUUGGGCGCGGUCCCCUGUGUCGCGAGGGAGGGCGACUGGCCCCCUCGGACCUGGUGCGGACUGCCGGGGGGCGGGGAGGAUGGAGGGUGGAGGAUGCGGAACUUUCUAGAAAACGGCCCGGCGGGUUGGAAAGCCCAGCAUCCUGCGCCGCUGCUGAUCCCUCCUCUCCACCUGAGAAUGUGCAGGAGUUUAAAACUUCUUCUUUGGAAGAAUUUUACCUUGAAGAAGCGGAAGCCCCUGGUCACCGUGCUCGAGGCCCUCGCGCCGCUGCUGUUCUCCGCGAUCGUCAUGUACCUUCGCCUCCACAGUGUGCCCAGGAAACGGCCUCCUUUGAACCACCUCGCCACCAACAUCAGUUUGCUGCCAGCGUUCUUCUACUUCCCCACGCAGGUCCCGUCCCAGAGCCACGCGCUGAGGGCUAUCACGGAGAUGGUGCGGGAUGCCUUUGACGUUGAGUUUGAAGUUCUAGGCUAUUCUUCAGUGCCUGUCUUUGAGAAUUACAUAAUCCAGGAUCCCAAAGGCUUCUAUGUGUGGGCUGGAAUUGUCUUGGAUCACAGCUUCAGGGACAGCAAGCAGCCCCUGCCACUGAAGAUCAAGUACCGCCUGCACCUGAGCAGCGUGCACAGGAACCCCUUGGCCUUGAAGGUCGCCGCCUACCAUGAGCGCCUGGAGGGCUGGUGCACGGGCCUGCGCUACCCUCUGAACCCGAGCCAAGUGCCCCGGGCCUUCGGACAUUUCGACGGGGGCCUCCCUGGAUACAGCAAGGAAGGCUUCCUGACCCUACAGCACGCGCUGGACAAGGCCAUCAUGCAGCACCACGCCCACAAUGCCACCGCCCAGAUGUUCCAGGAUCUCACGGUGCUGGUGAAGCGGUUCCCCCACAGAGCCCAGAUCCAGGACACGUUCUUGCUGGUCCUGCAGAGCGAGUUCCCUCUCUUGCUCACGCUCAGCUUCCUCUGCCUUGAGCUCAUCAUCAUCAAUUCCGUGGCCCGGGAGAAGGAGAAGAGGCUGAAGGAGUACAUGUGCAUGAUGGGGGCGAGCAGCUGGCAGCACUGGGCCACCUGGUUCCUCACGUUCUUCAUCUCUGCCCUCAUCGCCGUCUCUCUCAUGACCGUCCUCUUCUGCACGCAGGUGAACGGUGUGAUGGUGUUCAGAAACAGCGACCCUAGGUUGAUAUUCGUUUUUCUACUGUGCUUUGCCACGGCCACCAUUUCCUUUGCGUUCAUGAUCAGCACAUUCUUUCAAAAAGCCCACGUCGCAGCUGCCGCUGGGGGCAUCAGCUUCUUCUUCACUUACCUCCCGUACCUGUACUUCACGUUCAGCUACCCCCAGAGGACGCACUUCCAAAAGCUGGCCUUCUGUCUGCUCUCCAACGUGGCCAAGGCGCUGGGGGUCCGAUUAAUCUCCGCAUUUGAGAUAAAAGGCACGGGUAUGCGGUGGAAAACUAUCGGCAGUGUGAGCGGGGAGUUUAACUUCUGCCUGUUGCUGCUGCUGCUGCUGGACGCUGUCCUGUACAGCGUGGUGACCUGGUACGUGGAGGCCACUCCUGGGCGAGUAUGGUGUCCCAAGCCGUGGUACUUCUUUGUCACGUCUGUCCACUGGCGCGGACAGUCCGUGCCCCUCACAUGGCCCGUGCUGGACAUCGGGGACCCCAGCAAACCUGCGGAAAGCAAGUUCUUUCAGGAAGAGCCCACCAGUUUGGUGAAGGGGAUUGAAAUCCAGCAUCUCUACAAGGUGUAUGACACGGGACGGGACAGCCACAGAGCAGUCAAAGAUCUGACCAUGAACCUGUACCAGGGGCAGAUCACCGUCCUCCUGGGACACAGCGGAGCCGGCAAAACCACCCUGUGCUGCAUGCUGGCCGGUCUUAUUCCCCCUUCAGGUGGAUGGGCCUAUGUCAAGGGGUAUGAAAUUUCUCGCAAUAUGGCUGAGAUCUGGAGGAGCCUGGGCUGGUGCCCCCAGCACGAUAUCUUGAUCCCAGACCUCACCAUAGACGAGCAUCUUUCUUUCUAUGCUCAGGUGGUAAGCCUCUUGUGCCGAGUUUACGUAUAUGCUAGCAAAGUGCUGGCUGGACUGGUGGGCGUCUACCGGGGGAGGGCCCCCGAGACAGGAGCAGGGAGCGAGGUGCAGACAGUCCCGAGUCAGGAGAUCAAGGUGUGCACCUGGAGCCUACUCCGCAGCUGCGUGGACGCCGACCAUCUCUCAGAGCCCAGGUCCCAUUGGCGGCGGAUAUUAUAUGACUUUGGUGAAGAACCUCACUGCAACACAGAGAAGAUCUGCCGUCUGAUUUAUCACCAUAUCCCAAAUGCGGCUUUGCAGUCCAGCAAGGGAGAAGAAUUAACAUUCAUUCUUCCUAAAAAGGACACACACAGGUUUGCAUCUCUCUUCACCGAGCUGGAAGCGAGGCAGGAGGAGCUGGGGGUCGCCAGCUUCGGAACUGCGGUCACCACCAUGGAGGAGGUCUUCAUGCAGGUUAACAAGCUGUCAGACAGCAACACAGAUGUCCAAGCCCUCAAGAUCUCCUCCACGCAGUUCCAACAAAGAGUGUCUGUCAGCGGGAUUAAACGCAUCCAGUCCCAGAUCUUCUCAGUGCAGCCGGGCCUGCCAGUCCAGCUGAACACGGGGGCCUCCCUCAUCCGCCAGCAGUUCUACGUCAUGUUCCUGAAAAGGGUCACGUACUCUUGGCGCAACUGGAUGUUGAUGGUAACCAUGUAGGUCCUGGCGCCGCUGGCGAUCACUGUCUUCAGCCUGGCCUUCCUCAGCUUGGAUACGCGCAUGGAUGAGGUCCCGCUGGAACUGACCCUAAAAACAUACGGUCGAACCACCGUCCCCUUCUAUAUUUCUCCCAAUUCCAGGCUGGGUCUUCGGCUUUCGGAAUAUUUGACAAACAUGCUUGAGGCUGAGGAGCAGCUCCCUCUGGAGACCCUGGGCUCCGUGAAGGACCUCCUCCUGCGAAAGGCAGAGGAGGAGCCAGAGGUCUUUGUACAAAUAGUCGUGGCGGCUUCCUUUGAGGACUCAGGGAACCACACCACGGUGACGGCGCUGUUCAACAACCAGGAGUGCCACUCGCCCGCCGUGGCGCUGGCACUCGUGGACAACGUUCUCUUCAAGCUGCUCUCCAGGGCCAGAGCCUCCAUCACAGCCAUCAACCACCCUCAGCCCCGGACGGCCCUGGAGGCUUCGGAGGAUAUCUUGGGCCCGGAGGCACACUUCCUCAUCACCAACUUGCUUUUCGGAAUAGCGUUCUUGUCUAGCUCCUUCUCCAUCCUGACAGUGAAAGAGGGGUCCACGAAGGCCAAACACCUCCAGUUCACCAGUGGCCUUUACGUGGCCACUUUCUGGCUCUCUGCGCUGCUGUGGGACCUCGUCACCUCCUUUGUCCCCAGCCUGCUGCUGCUGGUGGUGUUUCUGUACAAGGAAGAAGCUUUCACGCACGAGGGCAACAGCACGGCCGUUCUCUUGGCGCUCACGCUCUGCAGCUGGGCCAGCACCCCCUUCGUCGACCUGGCCGGCUUCUGCUUGCACUAUGACGGCAGCGCCUUCGUCAAGCUCUUCAUCACACUCACCUUCCUGAGCAUCUGCCCCAACAUUCUCGCCCGGGUCACAAGCCAAAAAGAGCUGGGCUACGUGACAUUGCCGGACUUCUUGGACCGCACGUUUCUAUUGCUGCCAGGCCACUGCCUGGGAAUGGCCCUCUUCAACUUACACUACAACUACGGAAUCCAGAAGCUAUGCAAAGCCAGGAACCUGGACCAGCGGGAGUGUAAUCAAGUUUCAGAGGGAUACAUGGUCCAGGAGAGCAUCUACGCCUGGGAGCCUCUUGGGAUGGGGAAGUACCUGACGGCCAUGGCCAUCAUGGGCUUUGUGUACCUUGUCCUGCUCUUCCUCGUUGAAACCAACGUCUUGUGGGGGCUGAAAGCCAGGUUUCCUGACUUCAACAGGAAGCGACUACUGCAGGUGACCAUGCACGAGGCAGCGUCCAUGCCCGUAGACCAAGACGUGGAACAGGAGGCAAAGAUGGUGGAGGCGUAUUUGGAAAAGCUGCGUGCGGAAAACCCACUGGUUCUUAGAGAAGUGACAAAGGUCUACAUGCAGAAGGUGCCCCUGCUGGCUGUGAACAAGAUCUCCUUCGCGGUUCGAGCAGGGGAGUGCUUCGGGCUUCUCAGCAGCAACGGAGCUGGGAAAACGUCCAUCUUCAAAAUGCUGACCUGGGAAGAGCCCAUCACCUCUGGGGACGCCUUUGUCAGGGGCCUCAGCAUCAGCUCUCACCUGAGGGAGGUGUGGUCCCAGAUGGGCUACUGUCCUCAGUUUGACGCCCUGCUCAACCACAUGACGGGCCGGGAGACGCUGGUCUUGUACGCCCGGAUCCGGGGCGUCCCCGAGCGCCACAUCGCUGCCUGCAUGGAACAAAUUCUUGACGACUUACUCAUGCACGGGAACGCCGACAAGCUGGUGAAGACCUACAGCGGCGGCAACAGGCGGAAGCUGAGCACGGCCGUCGCCCUGCUUGGGGAGCCUUCGGUCAUCUUCCUGGACGAGCCAUCCACCGGCAUGGAUCCCGUGGCCCGGCGUCUGCUCUGGGACACCGUGGCCCGGGCCCGCGAGUCCGGCAAGGCCAUCGUCAUCACCUCCCACAGCAUGGAGGAAUGCGAGGCCUUGUGCACCCGGCUGGCCAUCAUGGUGCAGGGUCAGUUCAAGUGCCUGGGCAGCCCCCAGCACCUCAAGAGCAAGUUCGGCAGCGGCUACUCCCUGCAGGCCAAGGUGCGGGGCGACGGGCAGCAGGAGGCGCUGGAGGAGUUCAAGGCGUUCGUGACCCUGACCUUCCCAGGCAGCGUCCUGGAAGAUGAGCACCAAGGGAUGGUCCAUUACCACCUGCCCGGGGAUGACCUCAGCUGGGCCAAGGUGUUUGACAUUCUGGAGCAAGCCAAGACGAAAUUCAGACUGGACAACUACCGUGUCAACCAAGUGUUUCUGGAGGACAUUUUCCUGAGCUUCACCUGCUCUGCGCAUCCAACCAAAGAUGAACACAAACGAGGGCAAGCAGAGCCAGCAGACCAUUCACCAACCUCUCCACCUCCCUCUCCACUGCCCUCCCAGCCUCCUUCUCCACUGCCCUCCCAGCCUCCUGCUCUACUUCCCUCCCAGCCUCCUUCUUUACUGCUCUCCCAAACGGGCAGCGUGGCUCUCGUGUGCGCCCGCCCGGCUGCCCAGACGACCCAGGGGCCGGCCGGAGGGGAGGGGGGUGCUGGCUGGGGGCGCGCACGACCAGUGGAGCCGGCUCCCGGGGGGCAGGGAGGACACAGCGGGGACAGACGGGGCGACGUCCUGCCCGAGGGACUCCGGAGCCACAAUUCGCGGGAAGAAGGCGCCGGCCGAGGCGCUGGAGGGGCGGCGUUCCGGUCCCAGCCCUCUGUGGCCCGGCCGUCCGAGCAGCAGUCUCCCCGCCAGACGCGCGGGCCGGAGGCUGGGCGCGCGGCCUCGGGGCCAGGGCCAGGGGCGUGGCGGGCGCGCACAGGCCUCCGCCGACGCCGCUAG
This is a messenger RNA of Lutra lutra (Eurasian river otter), 5585 nucleotides long. RefSeq names its product ATP-binding cassette sub-family A member 17-like. Gene Ontology annotation, molecular function: ATP hydrolysis activity; lipid carrier activity; ABC-type transporter activity. The record is from RefSeq and is a predicted model, not a curated record. Gene Ontology annotation, cellular component: membrane; intracellular membrane-bounded organelle. Gene Ontology annotation, biological process: transmembrane transport; lipid transport. Lineage: Eukaryota; Metazoa; Chordata; Mammalia; Carnivora; Mustelidae.